ACUGACGGUAAAGUCAGACGUGUAUCUAAACGGGAAGUUCAUCCCCAAACAGCCGCUUGAUCAACAGUGGUAUGAUCGCGCUUUGUUACAGUGUGAUAAUAUACUAAUGAAUUCAAAAGAGGAUGUCAUCCGACUUAACGUUAGACUUCGAAAAUCAUCGGCAAUACCCUGUGAUGGAUAGUGAGGCAGGCAUCAUCUCCAUCGAUCAGGAGGGAGAGUGGGACUUAAGCCUGUUCGAUGAGCUGGAGAAACUAGGCGAUGAGCUGCGGGAUGCAGAUGAGCUGCUUGAGGCUCUUGAUAAUGCUGGCUAUGCCAAUGGUGUUCCAGAUCUGGACUUUGACAUCGACAUUCCUCCAUGGAAUGAAAUGGAUACAUGCAGCAUUUCCACAGAUGGUGAGGUGAGCGUGGACUCUCUGUCACCUGCCCACACUCUGAGCUCGGUGCCCUCUCCUGCCUCAGUGGAAGCUUUGUCUCCGUGUUCCUUGCAGGAUGAGGCCCUGUCUCCACAAUCGCAGCCGUCUCCUCUGUCAGUCUGCUCAGAGUCCAGUGGCUUUUCUGAAAUCUCUUCCCCACCUAGAAAAGCUGCAAAGAGGACCAAUCAGGUUGUACGAGCCAAGCCAGUUCAGCCGGUCAAGAAGCCGAUUCAGAUUGGCCCAAAGGUUUCCAUCCAGCCCAAACCACUGAUUACAGCUGUGCCAUUGGCUCAAGCAGCAGCUCCCAUGCAGGCCAAGACAAUCAUCAUCCAGCCUCUGCAGACCACUGUGCUCCCUGUGGUAAAACCAGCUCCAGUCAACAUCAAACCAGCACCCCCUUCCAAGUUGUCCCAGAGACAGCAGCGCAUGAUAAAAAACCGCGAGUCGGCAUCCCUGUCUCGGAAAAAGAAGAAAGAGUAUUUGCUCUCGCUGGAAGCUCGCCUGAAGGUGGCGCUGUCUGAGAACGAGGUGCUCAAGAGUGAGAACGGCAACCUAAAGAAACAGCUGGAGGGCCUUCUGAGCAAGAAUACAGCGCUGAAAGCAUCAGCACCCAAAAGGAGAGCGGUGUGCCUCAUGGUGGUCGUGGUGUUCCUCGUUCUUAACGCUGGACCAAUGAGUCUGUUUCAGGGUGGCCCGGGCUCUUCGCUCGAAGUUGCUUCCAUGCAGCACAGCAGCAGACACCUGUUGGGUUUCUCACCAGAGGCAGAAAUUGAACGCCUGAUGGGUCCUGACGCUCUUGGCAGCAGGCCGUCUGAGAUGGGCGACAGAUCCGAAGAUAAAGCCCUGAUGGUGGUAAAGGAUCCCAUCUUUGUCAGACCGUCUCCGCCCUGCCAGCCUUCUGUCAACAGGACCAAGUGCAUUGAGCUGGCCCAUGAGUUGAGGGGUUGGGUCCACCGUCACGAAGUUCAGCAGACCAAAUCGAGACGAGAGAAUAACAGCAACCACAAACCCACCAGGACGAUUCUGAAAACAGGAAAUAAGGAGGACGAAGGUAGGCAGAUUGUGACGGUUCAAUACACAGAAACUACUGCGGAAAAAAAAGGCUCUAAACUCAUUGUAAAAGGCAUCUUUAUCAUUAAACACAUACAAGCCAAAUGUUUUGUUUGCUUUGAGUUUGUUGCGUUCUCCAGUUUCCAACCUUCUCUUCUUUCUUCUCAGGAUCAUCUCCUACUUCCUGCCACCAGCCACAAUAAAGGAAGUCCACCCAAGAUGUCUGUCGUGUUGCCAGCCAUGAACAUAAACGACAGCAUCAUAAGGGACAAAGACUUUGAGGUGAUGAUGCAGAUUGACUGUGUAGUAACAGACACCAGGAUCCUCCACAUCAGAUCUUCCAGCAUCCCGCCUCUGCUCCGGGUGAACCGCACUGACACGUUUUACCAGAACUCCCCAGCAGAGAACAAGGUUGCGCCUCCUGUCGGCGUGCUAAUGGGGUCUGCGUGAGAUCAUCAGCGACUCCUGCCUUCUUUACACCUCCUCAUUAAAACUCAUAAACGGAAGCACAAGAUAACACCUCAGUUAAUCAUUUUUCUCAUUUUUAUUUGUAUGAAUGUGGAAACUAGUCAUUGGAGGUUACAGAGGAAGCUCGAUUUGUCCUCACCGCUCAGCCGCUUUCUGGCUGAUUUCUGGAGCUGCACUGUAACAGGGUCCAAGCAGCAGCAGACUAGCUCCUUGUGUGGCAACACUGACUUACCCGUGUAACCCCAGAUGCUUUAUGUAAGGGUAAUUGUUUAGCGGCAGGGGGCAGAGCAUUGAACCUUGAGUUACCCCAUCAUAACACAAAUACUUUUACCCCUUACAGCUUACUUUCAGUCGGCUCUUUUUUCUGCACAAGCUCCAAAGCUCUGUGUGUGUGUGUGUGUGUGUGUUUAAAAAACAUUAAAUACGUUUUAAAAAUGCAUUUUUAUUUAAAAUGACCUGUUUGUUUGCUACAAAAUUGAAUGCUAUAAUCAUUUCUUUCUGUCUCUGAAGAAAGCAAAUCUCAUCAGUGAUGUAGUCACACAUGGCAGAUGAGUUAUCUGCAGCAACAGAGGCACAAACUCAGGAAGUUAAGUGAUCUUUGAACCCUAUCUGGCUAAUUGCUCUGUUAUCUGCUGGUUUCUAUUGCUGUUGAUGAAGAUUUUCACUAGUUAAUUUUUUCGGGUCUUUGCUGUGUUUCUAUAUUCAUGGACAGGUUUGGUUACUGUACAUAUUUAUUGCUGUUAUUAUGUAACAGCACACAUCUGUGGUUUAAUCCAAUUCCCUCAUUUUUAUCUUCCUUUGAAAAAUUCAGUAGUGAAGUUUUUAAAAUGCUUUCUUUUGUUAUUCCUGUUGACUCCAAAAACAUGUUUUAUAUAUGAAAUAAUAAAUGGCAGAUAGAAAAUCUAUUUAUGCAUAAAAACUAGGUUCUAUUCAUCAUGAAAUUUUAUCCCAGAGCAUAAAAAAAGCUUCGUCAUAUUUUAUAAAAGCUCGUUUUUGCCACUGAAUUAAAAAAACAUUCAACAAGUUUCAGUUUUCUGUAUCAAAAUUUCAACUUACUAACUCGAACUUAUGAGACAAUAAAUCCUAAUUGAUAUAAUGGCAAAAAAAUGCCUUUUUCAGUUGCAUAAACACUUAAUAGUUACACUAAAAGGUCUGAUGUUUAACCUCUGGAGUACUUCUCCAUCCACACAGCUCCUGCUUUUAUUCACUGCGUUUGAGAAAAGUUGCAUUUUUGUGCAGAAUUAUGAUGGUCUAUGAUCUGUUUUGCUAAUUUGAGGGUAAAAUUUGCACUAUUAAUGCAGAACAUUGGAUGUACUGUUCUGGCUUUUAAUUUCUUAUAUUUGUUUUUUUUUUUUGGUCUAUCUAUGAAUAGAGACAGAUCUUAUAUAAUAAAUCACAUAUAAUAGUAGAUAAAAAAAAAUAUGUGAUCAGAAUUAGUAACCUGUUUUGUCUUCCUGUACAUAGCGAUAAAGCGAAGUCGUCUCUGUA
This is a messenger RNA of Neolamprologus brichardi, 3419 nucleotides long. NCBI's taxonomy places the organism in Eukaryota, Metazoa, Chordata, Actinopteri, Cichliformes, Cichlidae. The record is from RefSeq and is a predicted model, not a curated record.